Molecule: messenger RNA, 1172 nt
Organism: Paramacrobiotus metropolitanus
Lineage: Eukaryota; Metazoa; Tardigrada; Eutardigrada; Parachela; Macrobiotidae
Product: skin secretory protein xP2-like
Exons: 3
Coding region: 1-1002 (333 amino acids)
Source: RefSeq, a predicted model, not a curated record
AUGAGGAUUUUAAUUUUAUUGGCGUUUGUAUUGGAAGUGUCUUAUUGUGGUUUAAUCCAGAAGCAGAAACCAUCGGAUCUCUUUGUCCAGACCCUGGCACAAUUCCGUAGGAAAGAGCACCCCACCAAUGCCGAUUUGCUGAAAGUGGCCCUGGCCGCGAAACCCGGUCGGGAAUAUCCCAAUCUACCGGCCAUUCCGGCCGACAGCACCUUCGACUGCGAGAGCGUCGGCCCCGGCUGCCGAAGCUCCUUCCUGCAUGCGACGGGCACCGUCCAGGAACCCGUCCACAGCCGGCAAAAACGCCAAGGCCUCUGGUUCGGCUUCAACGGUCUGCAGUCCAUUUUCGGGACCUCCCCCGUCAGCAAUGUCCCCGCACCGGCGCCGGCUCCCGUGGCCACACCGGCGCCGACACCCGCUCCUACUCCGGCGCCGACCCCGGCACCGGCUCCUGGUCCUACCCCAGCUCCCGCACCUGGACCUACUCCCGCACCCGGACCCGGUCCCACUCCGGCUCCCGGAUCUGGUCCGGCACCAGGACCCGGUCCCGCUCCAGGCCCCGGGCCCGCUCCCGGUCCCGGCGUUUCGCCGCCACCAGGCAGCAUGCCCCCGCCACCACCAGGCAGCCAGCCACCGCCACCGGUUACCACUUCCAGUUCCGUGGAGGUGACCACCCAAUGCGACUGCUGUAUCGCCAGUUUUGCGGCGGAGGCUAUCGCCCAGUAUGCCAACGAGACCAUUGCCCUUGCUGCCGGCACCCCGGUGCAGGCGCAAGUGGCCGCCUUUGCCGCCAUCGCCAAUGCCGCGUUCCAGGCCGCCCUGGCGGCCGAAACCUCCAAACCCGCGGAUAUCGCCGCGGCCAACGGGCGGCAGCCCUGGCGUCGGCCUUUAACCUGGUGGCCAGCGUUAAAUGCCGUGGAUAAAGCGUGUUCCUUGUGGUAUUUUUUUAUACUAAUUAUUUUUUUACAUUUUCCGAUUUACAUUUAUACCACCAGCAUUGGUUAGAUUUAAACGCGAUUAUGUUUGUAUUAAUAGAUGGUUUCUAAAGCUAGGGUAGAAAAAUUUGCUAGUCACCCAUGUCAGAAGCCAUAACAACGGCUGCGACAAACAACGGACAAAAGUGCCAAAGAUUCGGUAAUUAAAGCGUAAUUUAAGCCGUGAGGAAAAUAAAAAUG